Messenger RNA from Effrenium voratum, 2682 nucleotides. The record is from the annotation of a GenBank genome assembly. NCBI's taxonomy places the organism in Eukaryota, Dinophyceae, Suessiales, Symbiodiniaceae.
AUGGCGAAACUACUCAGCUGUGGAAGGCCGGCCAUGGCAAGGAAGAGGCGGCCGGGUGCUUGCGAUACUUGCGGUCGUGGCGCUGGGACUCAGGCAAAGCCAAUCUCGGGCACGUCGGCGGCUUCAUCCUCGGGCAUAGGGCGGCGGAAGGUGUUCGAGCCGCAUUUGGAUCAGGCCACAGUGGAUGCAGGCCUCGCCUCAGGAGUGUUUCUUAGCGGCACACUCCGAGUGAGCGGCUCCAAAUUAAGUAUGGCCUGGGUGCGCGUUGAGGGCAAGGAUCGCGAGUUCAUUGUGCGAGGUUCCAAAAACCGGAACCGGGCGGUGCAUGGAGACGUGGUCAUCGUGCAGCCUGUUCUGCUGGGACGGACAGAGGACUCCUCCUCAGACGAGGAGCCACCUAAGGCGGCCAUCAACGACUCCGACUCCGAGGAGGAGGUGGUGUUUGCCAAGCCUCACCUGGCAGGUGGCAAAGCCGAGCCCAGCUCCAGCAAAGCGGCAGCGGAGCCGGAUGUGCAGAUGGCCAAGGUGGUUGCCAUCGGGCAGAAGAAGGGGCAGGGAAGGGCCAUAGUUUGCACCCUGCACCCGGACAGGCACAAGAAGGAAGCAGAUCCUCGAGUGCUCAAGGAGGACACUUGGAUUCAGGCUAUCCCGACAGACAAGCGGCUUCCCACCAUGCUCCUGCAGAUCAACCAGGUCACUUCCAAGGCCCUCAAGAUACCGGGGAAGCUCGAUCCCUUCCAGUUGUGGCCUUUGCAAGUCGCAAAGUGGGAUGAGUUCUCAAAGCAUCCCCUGGCGAAGCUGCAUGGCCAGUGCUUGGGCAGGGCCGGGAGUCUGGAGGCAGAAGAGAGGCACGCGCUACUUGCCAACGAGCUGGAUGACCAUGAUGUGGACUUUCCUGACGAGGAGCUGAAUGAGGUAGAUGAGAUCGUGAAGAAGGCGAGGGAAAGCUUCGAGGAGGAGGCAAAGCAAAGGAUGGAUCUCCGGCAUAUGCGCAUCUUCACCAUCGACCCUGCAACUGCGAAGGACUUGGAUGAUGCUAUCCAUGUUGACGACUUGCCCGCGAAGAAUCAAAUUGAGGUUGGUGUCCACAUCGCUGAUGUUGGGCAUUUCCUGAAGCUGGGCACCGUCACGGACUCCGAGGCUCAGCGUCGGUCUACUUCAGUCUACCUCAUCGGCCGCGUGCUGCCGAUGUUGCCCCACGGCCUUUGCAAUCAUCUUUGCUCGCUGAAUCCGAACGAGCCCAAGCUCUCCUUCUCGGCCUUCUUCCGACUUUGCAAGAGGACUGGCCAGCUGAUCCAGGAUCCACCGCCUUGGUUUGCCAAGACCACCAUUUGCUCCCAAUGCCGCUUGAACUAUGACCAGGCGCAAGAAGUCAUCGACGACACGGAGAUUCCGGAGGAGAAGCGUCCGCCAGUGCACAACGACUUCACAUGGCAGCAGAUCAAAGAUGAUAUCAAGUUGCUCUAUGACGUGUGUGGGAAGGUCCGCUCGGGACGUCUGAAUGGAGGGGCAUUGACCAUCAGCAAGACGAAAAUGAUCUUUCACACCAUGGACAGUGAGGACGGGAUCCCCACUGGCUACCACUUGGAGUCCCACAGCGCCUCGCAUUGGGUGAUUGAGGAGUUGAUGUUGUUGGCCAACCGCUGCGUGGCCACUCGCCUCGCUCACUCAGAGCUCUCCGAUGUGGCGGUGCUGCGAAACCACAAACCUCCAGACAGGAAGAAGGCUGAGACGCUGCAAAAGCUCAUGCGCGAGCGGCUCGGCAUCAAGGACUUUGACAUGAGCUCCGCCAACGCCAUCUAUCGUUCCUGCCAGGCCAUCUACGAAACCCACGGCCACAUGCUAGGCCUUUGCGUCGAGAUGAUGAUUAUGAGAGCCGGAAUGCAGCAGGCUCAGUAUUUCGUCUACGGCACAGAGGAGGAGGGGGAGGAGGAGCAAUGCCCUCACCACUUCGCCUUGAACUUUGAUUACUACACCCACUUCACCUCGCCGAUUCGGCGAUAUCCCGAUGUCAUGGUGCAUCGCGUGCUUUGUGCUCUCCUGGACCGUCAGCUUGAACCAGGAGAGGGAGCAGACGGCGAAGAGGGCCCGGCCUUCUUCCAGACCCGGGAGGAUGCCAAGUUGAGGGUAACGGUUUGCAAUGACAAGAAGCUCAACUCGAGAAGGUGCCAGGAGCAGCUGGACAGAGCGGUGUUUUGCAUUUUCCUGCGAUCCAGAAAGUCGUGGUUCUACACGGUGGGGACAGUCCUGGCCUUGAACCGCUCCGCCAAGGACGGCGGCAUCUCGGUCUACUGCUCCCAAUUGGGUAGGGAAAGCAAAGUUGCCCUUCGCUCCGCCGAAGAGGAAAACCCAGUCGAGUUGUUCAUGAACGGCGUUGACGAUCAGCUGAUGAUGCCGGACAGCUGGGAAUGGCAAGGUAGAGGUGCGGUGCAGCUCACUUGGCAAUCUCCAGAAGGCGAAUCUCAGAUCCAGACGCUUCAAAUGCUGUCCUGCGUGCCGAUCGUCAUAAUUCCUACCAACAGCGUGCCUAUCGACUACGCCUUGUUCUUCGUUUCACCGUUCCACAAAAAGUUCCAAGAGGUGAAGGAUGGCAUCAACGUGACGGAGAACGACGGUUUCUCCUGGAUAGAGGAGGAUGAAGAGGGUGUGGAUACUUGCUACGAUGGCCAAGAGCAAGGUUGA